AACUAAUCAGAAAUGGUUUUGAUCCCUUUCUUCUUCCAAGUAAUUCCAAAAUAUCAAACAUGCAUGCAAUUUUCUCACUCAUGAAGAACCAAAUAUUUUGGAAUUUCUUAACUCUUUCAGUUUUCCUCAUCCUUUCUUUUUCUUUUUCCCUUCUCUUCCCUUUAAUUUCUCCAUUAUCAUCACCAAUAAAGCUUCAAGAUUCUCAGAUUCCAAGAGUUCUAAGAGACUCAUCAUCAUCAACUACUACUAUUCUCCCUCAACUUUUUAAGGAUGAUUAUAUUCUUGUCCAAAGAAAAAUGUUGCAUGAAGUUCAUUCUGGACCAAACCCUAUUGGUAAUUCUGUUCCACACCCCAAGAACACCACUUUACAAUCAGAUCCCUAACUUUUUUUUUCCACUUGUAUAUCUUAAAACACUUUGUAGCCCAAAGUGAAAAUGUAUUAUAUAUAAUUGAUAAGAUAAAUUAAUUGAUGAAAUAAAUUUUCUCAUGAAUUAUAUUUAUGAC
This is a messenger RNA of Benincasa hispida (wax gourd), 504 nucleotides long. The record is from RefSeq and is a predicted model, not a curated record. Lineage: Eukaryota; Viridiplantae; Streptophyta; Magnoliopsida; Cucurbitales; Cucurbitaceae.